UACUUUUUCUUUCAAGUUAAUGAAUGAUCAACUUCCUCUAUCGGAAACUUCUCCAACGCGACGGCGGGCAAACACCAUGUUCAGUUCUAUUUUCGUGUUCAUUCGAGCCGGUUGUCUUUCGCAUACCAAGCAAUGAUCAAAUCUACUUCAAUCGUAUCUCUCCCUAUGGAUCCCAAGCUUGAACAUGGAAAAGCGCAUCCACUGGAGUUUCCUCUGAACAAUGACAUUAGUGUUCUGCGUACCCAACCGAAUCGCCCGAGUGGCCGUUCCAGCCGGAGAACAUCCCGAACAUGGCUAAGACUGGGACAGAUCGUCGCAUCCAUCGUAACCAUUGCGUCUACCGCAUUAUAUCCUCAACCUGGAACUCAAUCAUUGGUGUUUUUGGCGAUCAAUGCACUGAUAGGGACGUUGAUUUUGUUUGGUGACUCGAUUAAUAAAUCUCAUCCGCUUCGUCGAGCCUUCAGUCCGAUUGUAUGGUUCAAAGUGGAACUUUGGUUCGCCGGACUGAUGGCAGCUGCUUUCCAUAUGCAAACAAUUGUCCUGUUCGUCGAUGGAAUUCGCUGGUUCAGAUUCGACGUCUAUAGUUUGACUGCUUUGUGCUUGGUCAAUGAGGUGAUGUAUCUUGCUGAUUGGUGGACCAAUUUCAACAAGCGUCAGGAAAUCGUCAAAAACUUAAAUAAUGAACAACAUAAUACAGUCGAGCAGGAAGCGAUGAUCAACUAAAGUGUUAUAUAUUUUUUAUGUUCAAUACGUUGUCAUCUACUAAAUGUAAUUUGGUGUGAAAGCAUUUUUUGUAACAUAUGAUAACUGUAUGCAGCUAUAUGUAUGUGUUAGUAUUUAGAACUCGAAGAAGAUAUCGUAUAAUCGAUGAAAUAAAUAAAAAAUUAUCUUCAAGAAA
This is a messenger RNA of Armigeres subalbatus, 898 nucleotides long. RefSeq lists its product as uncharacterized. The record is from RefSeq and is a predicted model, not a curated record. The transcript has 2 exons. Lineage: Eukaryota; Metazoa; Arthropoda; Insecta; Diptera; Culicidae. The coding region runs from base 133 to 723 and encodes 196 amino acids.